This is a messenger RNA of Castor canadensis (American beaver), 1839 nucleotides long. Its product is annotated as stimulated by retinoic acid gene 6 protein-like. Gene Ontology annotation, molecular function: signaling receptor activity; retinol transmembrane transporter activity. Gene Ontology annotation, biological process: vitamin A import into cell. The record is from RefSeq and is a predicted model, not a curated record. Lineage: Eukaryota; Metazoa; Chordata; Mammalia; Rodentia; Castoridae. Gene Ontology annotation, cellular component: plasma membrane.
CAGCUAAAUGUCACCUGUACCAACUCAGUGGACAUGGAGCUCUUCCUCCAUUACUCCCUUAUUCCAUCACUCUUCAUCAUUUUGGCCUUGUCCUUCCUCCAAAGACGAGCGCAUCGUAGACAGAGAGAUGACACCUCUCACCUCCUGUGGAACCCCUUUGGAAUCAUCAUGCCUCUGGACUUCGUGGGGACUUUCAGCAACCGAUGGUCCUAUGGAGUCGCCUUUGGGGCCACAGCCAACAAGGUCAUGUUCUUGUUCUCAGAAGGCUACCAGCCCCUGCAGGUCCCACAGUGGGCACAAGCUUUUCUGCUUCUCAUCGGAGGCUUCGAAGUCGGCCUGUCACACUUCCCCUUCUUUGCCUGCCUCUCCUCAGAGUUCCAGCUGGUCAGCUCCAUCCUGGGCUUUAGCUACUCUCUGAUCUGGUUUUCUGUCACCAUUCUUCAAAUCUCACAGUGUCCCCAUGGGCAGUUUUUGGGGAGGUACGAGACCCUUGUGUUCUACUGGCCCUCGCUGCUCUGCCUGGCUUUCCUGCUGGGCCGCUUCCUGCAAAUGUUUGUCAAGGCUCUAAGGGGCCAUGUGGGUUUGGAGCCCCAGACGGAAGAAAAGCCCGUGCUGGAAGCCCACCAGGCAGAGCACGUCAAACAGCUCCUGAGGAAGGUCCAAACACAAGAGAGAGAAAAAUCUUGGUUCCAAACCCAGGUGUAUGAGUGGGACCCCUGCUUCCAAUUCCCAAGCAGAAUGAUUGGAACCAUUGUGCUGGCUUUCAUCUGCCUCUAUCUCUUCAUCAUCAUUGAGUUCUGCAUGUACGUGUACGUGAGAGACAAGCUGGAUGUGUUUGAAGGCAAGUUGGAAAGCUACCUCACCUAUAUGAACGAGACAGAGACUCUGACCCCAGUCAUCCUACAAGUGAAAGAACUGAUUACUGUCACCAAAGGAGUCUGGGUGGUGACCAUUUUGCCUGCCUCCCUCACAUGUGUGAGCUAUCUGUUCCACAUUUUGGCCUGUUACAGAAAGCACAUGAAGAGGCUGUGGGCAGGAAACAAACAAUUUCUCCCUGCAAAGUUCCAUAACCCUUCUUCGUCAGAGAGUGUGGUGGCCAUUGCAAGGUACUCUGGCUGGCAAAUAGCCUAUAUUCUGUGGGGCUACCUCAUCAUCCAUGUGGUACAGAGCCUGUGUGGCAUGACGAUCAUGUAUAGCCUGGUGUUGCCCAUCAUCCACGGCCAGGGCCUCGAGAUGCUCCAAGGGCUGGGCCUUGGGAUCCUUACCCUAUUCAUCGUCGUGGGCCUCAUGAUCCUUCAGGGGUGGAUUGCUGCCAGCUUCUUCCUGCAGCCCAAACUGGACACAGCUGACAAGCAGAAGCCCUUAGCCCUCAACAACAGAAAAGCCUUCCACAACUUCAACUACUUCCUGUUCUUCUACAACGUGCUGCUGGGACUGGGCGCCUGCCUCUCCAGGCUGCUGAUCAGCUGUCUCCUGGGCUCCUGGCUGAUUGCACGCAUCGACAGGACCAUCAUGCAGAGUGGCUAUGAGGGGGCAGACAUGGGGUUCAGUGCAUGGAUUGGCAUGCUCUAUGUGGACCAUUAUCACACCAACCCUGUGCUGGUCAGCUUUUGCCACAUCCUGAUCACAGGCCACAGGGAAAGGAAACUACGGAAGUCCAUCAAAUACUGGUGCCUAAACCAAUCAGCAGGACCCCGCAUCUCAGCUAAGUCUAGAACCAGGUGGCUCCUGCUGCAGACCCUCAUCAACAACCCCAGACUUGUCUUGCUCAGAAAAUCAAAAUCAGGGCACGGUUCCCGUGAGUUCACCCAAAUUCCGCUGACAUGCUCAGAUUGCUGA